GUAGAGGUGCUGCCUCCUCCAUUACCACACGAGGGCAGCCUCGUCCCCUCCAAAGCCUGGGACGGGCCGGGCAUUGCCGUCUGCAGGUCACGCACGGAGUAGCUCGCGCUGCACUGACGUGACUUCCCGCGGGAGCCCGCACCUGCCGCUCCCGCUCGUUACUGCGCACCUCCCCGCCGGAGCUCCUCCCCCUCGCGCCGUCUUGUCAGCUGGUGUGGCCGAAAUAAGUCAAGAGGCCGUUACCUUUUUGAUACAGUGUGAAUGAAUGUGGUACAGAUGUAAACAGCGUUCGCUGCCAACUUCGCUCCCCGCACUGGCAGAGGCGCCAAUGGCGCCCCCGCCCCGGUACUGGGCAGUCCUGUGCCUGCGCGGCGCGCCCUCUCCUCACGGCGCAUGCACAGGAGCCUCACAAAGACGUGCACAACUCACGUAGUUCCCCGUCAUAGAGCGGCUCGCGGCCGGCCACAAGGUUACUGGUUACUUUAUACUUUGAAUUGCCAGUCUCCAGGAAGGACACCUUCUUCUUUGUACAUGGAUUUUUUUAUAAGCAUGUCUGAAACACUGAAAUAUAAUGAUGAUGAUCAUAAGACUGUAUUUUUAAAGACGCUGAAUGAGCAACGACUAGAAGGUGAAUUUUGUGAUAUCGCCAUUGUUGUUGAAGAUGUGAAGUUCAGGGCACACAGGUGUGUACUUGCUGCCUGCAGUACAUACUUUAAAAAACUUUUCAAGAAACUAGAAGUUGACAGUUCAUCCGUCAUAGAAAUAGAUUUUCUGCGGUCUGAUAUAUUCGAGGAAGUUCUUAACUAUAUGUAUACAGCAAAAAUUGCUGUCAAGAAGGAAGAUGUCAAUUUGAUGAUGUCUUCUGGUCAGAUACUCGGUAUAAGGUUUUUGGAUAAGCUGUGCUCUCAGAAACGGGAUGUUUCGACAGCUGAUGAGAAUCCUUCAUCUCCGAAAAAUAAAUAUGCUUAUGAUACAAGCCUAAAAAUAAGUCGUCAGGUUGGUGAGUCCAAUGACAAUCAAGAUGAUGAAGUAGAAGAAAUUGGAGAUCACGAUGAUAGUCCUUCAGAUGACACAGUUGAAGGGGCGGCUCGGGUCCAUGAAGAGGAAAAGUUGCCUACAUCUACACUGAGAGUUCAGGAAGCAAUCCUUAAAGAAUUAGGUAGUGAAGAAGUACGAAAAGUGAAUUGCUACGGUCAGGAAGUUGAAGCGAUGGAGUCAACCGAACCUAAAGAGUUGGCUCCACAAACCCCACAGGCUCUGACUUUUAAUGAGGGCAUUAAUGAAGUAAAAGAUGAGCAAGCACCAGCAUGGACCACCGCAACAGGAGAUAUGAAAUUUGAGUAUUUGCUUUAUGGCCACAGGGAACAAUUUGCAUGCCAAGCAUGUGGUAAGACAUUUACUGAUGAAGCGCGUUUACGAAAGCAUGAGAAAUUACACACAGCAGAUAGACCAUUUGUGUGUGAAAUGUGUGCCAAAGCGUUUACUACCCAGGCUCACCUAAAAGAACACCUGAAAAUCCACACUGGCUACAAACCCUACAGUUGUGAAGUAUGUGCCAAAUCCUUUAUCCGAGCACCAGAUCUUAAAAAGCAUGAAAGGGUACAUAGUAAUGAGAGGCCAUUUGCAUGCCAUCAUUGUGAUAAAGCCUUCAAACACAAAUCUCAUCUCAAAGAUCAUGAAAGAAGACACCGCGGAGAGAAACCAUUUAUUUGUGCUUCAUGCACAAAAGCAUUUGCCAAGGCCUCAGAUCUGAAGCGCCAUGAAAAUAAUAUGCACAGUGAACAACGCAAGCAAGUGACAACUAGUGCCAUACAGAGCGAGACCGAGCAAUUACAGGCAGCAGCGAUGGCUGCUGAAGCAGAACAGCAACUGGAAACCAUAGCUUGUAGUUAAAAAUGCAAUCAAGUUUGUGAUCCUGUAUUGCUAUGUUAACAUUACACUGGGUACAGAUGUGUCUGUUUUCUGUUUUUAGCAAAAAUCUUACACUUGACAGCUGAAGGUAGAGAAAUCAUUAAGUGGGUUGUUCAGGACUUAAAGGGUAUUCCUAUCUUGGACAUUGAUGGCAUAUCUCUAGAAAAUCCAUGUCAGAUAGGUGCAGGCCCACUUCUAGGACCCGCCUGUAUCUCCGGAACCCCUGAAGCGAAGGAGAGCACACCAAGUAUGCACGGUGUGCUUUUUAUUCGCUGCUGUUGGAGUUCCAAAUAUAGAAGGGCGAGUGCUUUUUUCGGAAGUCACAUAGCGGCGAAUGGAGAAUGGACCGCGCAUGCAUGGCCAUCUCUCCAUUCACCGCUAUGGGACUGCCAGAAACAGCCAGCACUCUGCUACUUUCGGAACUCCCAUAGCAAUGAACGGAGGGCGGCCGCCUAUGCUCGGCUGCUCUUCCUUCACUUCAAGGGGCCAGUUCUGGAAAUAAGAAGAAGACCCAGAACUAUUGGACAUUGGCAUGUGCUAGCAAUAUGCCAUCAAUGUCUGCAAAGGGCAUACCUCUUUAAUUAUUGUUGACCUAUCCUCAGUAUCAGAUCUGUGUAGUCCAGCUGUUUUUUAAAGGUCUCCAGAAUGUAAAAUAAAAAAUUGAUACUCCGCUUACUGAUUCCUCAGGACUCCCAUUCCAAUGCUUCACAUCCCUGCCAGUCCUGGGCUUUCUCAACGCACAGUAAAUGUCAGUUUAGCUAAUCACUUGAAGUAGAGACUGGUGGGGAUCGAUAAGGUGAGUGUGACUUAGGGCUCAUUCAGACGACCGCAUGAAUGGGUCUGCAUACGUUCCGCAAUUUUGCGGAAUUGGCACGGACCCAUUUAUUUCAAUGGGGCCGCAAAAGAUGCG
This is a messenger RNA of Bufo bufo (common toad), 2821 nucleotides long. It is a transcript of the gene ZBTB14, whose product is annotated as zinc finger and BTB domain containing 14. Gene Ontology annotation, biological process: regulation of transcription by RNA polymerase II. Lineage: Eukaryota; Metazoa; Chordata; Amphibia; Anura; Bufonidae. The transcript has 3 exons. Bases 394 to 1893 code for a protein of 499 amino acids. Gene Ontology annotation, cellular component: nucleus. The record is from RefSeq and is a predicted model, not a curated record. Gene Ontology annotation, molecular function: DNA-binding transcription factor activity, RNA polymerase II-specific; RNA polymerase II cis-regulatory region sequence-specific DNA binding; protein binding.